CGGGUGACGCGCCUGCGGGGCUGUGGGGACCGGACGGGCGCAGCCUUGUCUCCUCCCCGCCGCGCACGGGGCUCUUCUAGCCCCGCAAAACUCCGUUUCCCGCCUGGGCCUGGGGCCGAACCAGCCUCCCCCGCCUCAGGCUCCAGCGGGUAGAGAGCGUUAGCCCAGCGCGCCAGCCCGGAGGUGGGGCCCGUUCUCCUUUUCCCCAGAACGGGCCCUGCUUCUACAGUACUCACAGGCCCCCUCUCACCGGCGCUGCGUAUCCGUCCCUGCCUCGUCCCAGCGCCCUGGGGACACAGCCAACGGCAUCCUCUUGUCAAACAAGGGAAACCGAGGCAGAGAGACUAGAACUCGCCCAGAGUCGCAUAAGAAGUCCAUGGCAGAGCUGGGAAUUGAACGGAGCGCCCAGGAGUCCCGCCCCUGUCAGCCCUAAAACCCGCUCUUCUUUCCCCCCCGAGGCUGUUUGUUUCCAUCUUGUAAUGCGGCUGGAUAGCAGACUAGUGCAUUGGUGCUCUGGUUUGCAACACCAGCAAGCACUGAAGAUGACUGAAGUUUUGCAGUGAGGAUCUCUGCAGCCUUGGGAUAGCCGUUCCGACGGAGGAGACUUGAGUGGUAGAAUGGCCUUUGUGGUGGUGAUGGUGCAGAUCUUUAAGUUCAACAUCUGGAAAGCUGAAAGACUUUCAUUUCCUUUUAGUUGCAACAGUCAUUUUCGGGCAGUCCGACAUCUUUUGGCUCAGGAGAAGGAGCCAUCGCAAUCUUCAUCACCCACAGGGUUUGGGAAUGGAGGAAAUUCACACCACCACUGCAGCCACGAGCUUCCAAUAUUGGGACUUGGGAAUGCUGCUGCACGAGUGAUCCCCAAAUCACAUCCUCCUCCCAAAAGCUAUAAAGGCCUCAUCCCUCAGAAGAAUUUGCGGUGGCAGUGGAAGUCUAGAAAGAGAAGCACUGAGCAGGCUGCAUCUUCCAGUGAGGAAUUUAGGAACCUGAGAGAGGAUGACUUUUCAAAAGAGCAGAAAAGACCAGUGCCAAAGCCGAUGUCCAUUGAAAGGACCAAAGGUUCGGAGAUCUUGUUUGGCAUUGCGCCCUGCUCCCUGGCUUUCUCGCAGUCAAAGAGGGACUUUUUCCAGUUGUUCCUCAAGUCGGACAGCAGCUGCGCACGGCCUGUGAUGGAAGAGUUUGCCCAACGAGCUAAGGCCUGCGGGGUCCCCGUGCACCAUGUCAGAAGGCAGGUGCUGGAUGCUCUUUGCAAAGGUCGAGUCCACCAGGGAGUUUGCUUAGAGGUCACUCCUCUCCAUCCUAGUAGCUUGGAAGAAGCUGAAGCUCCCCAGGUUGGUCUGGGCACACAGCUGAUUUGGCUGGUGCUGGAGCAGAUACAGGAUCCUAUGAAUCUGGGUGCAGUGCUGCGUUCCGCGUACUUCUUAGGAGUUGACAGAGUGGUGACCAGCCAAAAGGGCAGCUGCCCCCUUACUCCUACGGUGAGCAAAGCAAGCGCUGGAGCCAUGGAGGUUUUGGAAGUAUACAGCACAGAUAAUCUCCAGAGAUUUCUGAAGGCUAAAACUGAAGAAGGCUGGGAAGUCAUAGGAACAGUCAGCAAAUCUGAGGUUGAGGAUAAGGUCCCCGUCAUCAGCUGCUUAGAGUUUCACUGGAAUAAACCCACUGUUUUAGUAUUAGGGAAUGAAGGGUAUGGGCUGUCUUUGGAGACAAGAAGUUUGUGCCACAGGAUGCUAAUCAUCCCUCCUGGAAGAACGUUGCAGCCUGGGAUUGAAUCAUUAAAUGUUUCUGUUGCUACUGGGAUUCUCUUGCAUUCUAUAUGCAGCCAAAAAAUAAAGUAACGGAAUGUGAUUUUACUGUGAAUUGCAUAGAUCUUUAAAAAUCCAACCCUUUUGAGCAGGGAAAACAGUUCAGUAUUGUGUGACUUCACUGAUAAUCAGUAGAGGCAGAAACCUUGUUGCACUUUCCAGAGUCUUUGUACAACUGUGAGCUUCUGAGAAGCUAAGAAGAAAGUAAACACUGAACCUUCUGCUGUGGAAUGUUCAACUUAAACUUUAGAAGAUUCCAGAUACCAUUCCAGGUUAUGUCCAACGUCCUACUCUUCCAGGUUGUCUCUGCACAAUGUUCCACCUGAGUACUGGAUGCACUGGCUUCAUCGAACUGUGUUUACAGACUGCUAAAAGCUCCAGGAACUUGUUGAAUACAUAAACUCCAAGAGACAAGAUUAAAAGAAAAUGUGACAGAGAGAAAGCUAGAUUUUAAAAACAGGUAGCCAAAUCUCUCUCUGUUUACUAAUGCAAAACAGCCAUUAAAAUAAAUGAACCUUG
This is a messenger RNA of Gopherus flavomarginatus (Mexican gopher tortoise), 2318 nucleotides long. RefSeq names its product mitochondrial rRNA methyltransferase 1 (gene MRM1). Gene Ontology annotation, biological process: rRNA methylation. Lineage: Eukaryota; Metazoa; Chordata; Testudines; Testudinidae. Bases 618 to 1832 code for a protein of 404 amino acids. The record is from RefSeq and is a predicted model, not a curated record. The transcript is spliced from 6 exons. Gene Ontology annotation, molecular function: RNA methyltransferase activity; RNA binding. Gene Ontology annotation, cellular component: mitochondrion.